CUUGCCACAUCCCCAUCUGACUAGCAGCCAUUCAUCAGGCUGGCCGGCCUAUCAAUGACAUUUCUCCCAUCAGGGCUCCUAUAAAAUGACGCUUUUUCCCAUGAAACAUCCGCAAACAUUUUGACGGCUCUGGCGUUGCCCUGUUGGAUUUACUGAGGAUCUCUCCCUCUCUCUCUUCUCCCCCCUUCCUUCUCUCUCUCUUUCUCUCCCCCCUCUCACCCCCUUUCUAACCUCCACCCCCCCACACACCAGCACACCUCCUUCUCCCUCUUUUCUUUCGCCGGCAUCUCUGAGCAAAAACAGGGGAACUCCACCAAACUUCAGGACUUUGGAGGCUCCUGCACUGUCCAUGGGAACAGCAUGCAUUGUGGGUUGCUGGAGGAACCUGACAUGGAUUCCACAGAGAGUUGGAUUGAAAGAUGUCUCAGUGAAAGUGAAAACAAACGUUAUUCCAGUCAUACAUCUCUGGGGAAUGUUUCUAAUGAUGAAAAUGAGGAGAAAGAGAAUAACAAAGCAUCCAAACCACAUUCCACUCCAGCUACUCUGCAAUGGCUGGAGGAGAACUACGAAAUCGCAGAAGGUGUCUGCAUUCCUCGAAGCGCCCUUUAUAUGCACUAUUUGGACUUCUGCGAGAAAAACGACACACAGCCAGUCAAUGCUGCCAGCUUUGGAAAGAUAAUAAGGCAGCAAUUUCCGCAGUUAACAACAAGAAGACUUGGAACCAGAGGCCAGUCAAAGUACCAUUACUAUGGGAUUGCAGUAAAAGAAAGCUCCCAGUAUUAUGACGUGAUGUAUUCUAAGAAAGGAGCAGCCUGGGUCAAUGAAACAGGAAAAAAAGAAGUCACCAAACAGACAGUGGCGUAUUCACCACGAUCCAAACUGGGGACGUUGCUGCCAGAGUUUCCAAAUGUCAAAGAUCUAAAUCUGCCAGCCAGCUUGCCAGAGGAGAAGGUGUCCACUUUUAUUAUGAUGUACAGAACACACUGUCAGAGGAUACUCGACACUGUAAUAAGAGCCAACUUUGACGAGGUUCAAAGUUUUCUUCUGCACUUUUGGCAAGGGAUGCCACCUCACAUGCUUCCUGUAUUGGGUUCUUCCACAGUAGUAAACAUUGUUGGAGUUUGCGAUUCAAUAUUGUACAAAGCUAUUUCCGGAGUCUUGAUGCCAACGGUGUUGCAGGCGUUACCUGAUAGCUUGACACAGGUGAUACGCAAGUUUGCCAAACAACUGGACGAGUGGCUAAAAGUAGCUCUUCAUGACUUGCCGGAAAACCUACGAAAUAUCAAGUUUGAGCUAUCCAGAAGGUUUUCUCAAAUUCUUCGGAGACAGACAUCCUUAAAUCAUCUUUGUCAGGCCUCAAGAACCGUGAUCCACAGUGCGGACAUCACAUUCCAAAUGCUGGAAGACUGGAGGAAUGUGGACCUUAACAGCAUUACCAAACAAACGCUAUACACCAUGGAAGACUCGCGGGAGGAGCACAGGAAACUUAUAAUACAAUUAUAUCAAGAGUUUGAUCACCUUCUGGAAGAGCAGUCGCCCAUUGAAUCCUACGUGGAAUGGCUGGAUUCCAUGGUGGACAGAUGCGUCGUAAAGGUAGCUGCUAAGAGACAAGGCUCUUUGAAGAAAGUUGCUCAGCAAUUCCUCUUGAUGUGGUCUUGUUUUGGCACCAGGGUUAUUCGGGACAUGACGUUGCACAGUGCUCCCAGCUUCGGAUCUUUUCACCUUAUUCACCUGAUGUUUGAUGACUACGUAUUGUACCUGUUAGAAUCACUCCAUUGCCAGGAAAGAGCCAAUGAGCUCAUGAGGGCAAUGAAAGGAGAAGGAGGAACAGUGGAAGUACGAGAAGAGAUAAUACUGGCAGAACCAGUUCCUCCAAGUCCUUCCCCAGUGCCUUUCUCUCCAGCUAAAUCUGCCACCUCAGUGGACGUCCCAUCUGCACCCUCGCCUGUAAGCAACCAGUCUCCGGAGUAUGUUGGCAUAGCAACGACAACAGGGGCCAUGCAGUCUUAUACAUGGUCUCUCACAUACACUGUAACAACAGCUGCUGGGUCACCUGCUGAAAACUCUCAACAACUGCCUUGUAUGAGAAACCCUCAUGUGCCUCCUUCAUCCGUCACACACAGAAUACCUGUUUAUCCACACAGAGAAGAACACGGGUACACAGGGAGCUAUAACUACGGCAGCUAUGGAAACCAGCACCCCCACCCAAUGCAGAGCCAGUAUCCAUCCCUUCCCCACGAAGCCACUAUUUCCGCACCCCUCCAUUACUCUGCUUAUCACAGAAGCUCUUCGCAGUACCCCUUCAACAGCCCGUCGUCCCGGAUGGAGCCGUGCUUGAUGGGCAGCACCCCAAGACUGCAUCCAACCCCAGUGACUGCUCGCUGGCCGGAAGUGCCCUCCGCAAAUGCUUGCUACACAAGCCCACCCAUGCACUCCACGAGAUAUGGAAAUUCCAGUGACAUCUACACGCCGUUGACCACACGGAGGAAUUCCGAAUAUGAGCACAUGCAACACUUUCCUGGCUUUGCCUAUAUCAAUGGGGAAGCCACCACAGGAUGGGCAAAAUGAAAAUGACUUGGUAAAUAGUAUCAGCCUUACAUAUUUAAUAAAGACAGACACACAAAAACUUUUCAAUGCCUGGCUUGUAGGUUAACAGAACUCCUACAUGGGCCUUUUUAAUGGCUAUGAAGAUUGAAAAGAUCCUGGACACGAAAGUAUAAGUAAAGUAGAAAGGUAAAGGACCCCCUGGAUUGUUAAGUCCAGUCAAAUUCAACUAUGAGGUGCGGCGCUCAUCUCCGCUUUC
Molecule: messenger RNA, 2803 nt
Organism: Podarcis muralis (Common wall lizard)
Lineage: Eukaryota; Metazoa; Chordata; Lepidosauria; Squamata; Lacertidae
Gene: RFX4
Product: regulatory factor X4
Biological process (GO): regulation of transcription by RNA polymerase II
Molecular function (GO): RNA polymerase II cis-regulatory region sequence-specific DNA binding; DNA-binding transcription factor activity, RNA polymerase II-specific
Source: RefSeq, a predicted model, not a curated record